AUGUUUUCCCCAUGUUUUCCCUACGUUUUUGGACCAAGAUCCCAGGACAUCGCCUGGAGUGACUUGUUGACUGAAGCGGUCUACUCCACCCACCUGCGCGAGAAGCCGGACCAGGGGCCCAGCUUGAUUUCGUUCAUUUGGGGAGGGAUUGGUAUCGGAAAGCUGUUUUGCACCAGCAUUGUGGGAAUUCUGAUGGAGAAAGUGGGCAACCGCGCUCCAUACCUCAUCGCUGCACUUGCUGCAGCAUUUACCUUGUUGAUCACCUUCCUGAAUCUACCUGAAGAGACGAGCCGCCGGGGGCGCUGUUGCAAGAAGUUAGGUGGCUCUGAAAUGCCGUUGGCCAUUGUGGGCUUGGUGAUUGGUUUGGGCGCUCUCAGUCUGGCCUUGCUCUCCGUCUUUGGCGGCAACCUCUACACCAAGGCGAUUUGCGCUGGCAUCCUUGCAGUUGUUGCGCUGAGCUUAGUGUCGGUGACAUUAACGCCCAUUGUGGCGAAAGUGAAUGCCUUCUUCUUUAUUCAGAGCAUUUGCAGCUUCAGCAUCUCAGGAGCUUCUUUCUACUUCUUCACUGAUGGCCCUGAGGCCUAUCCUGAUGGACCGCAUUUGUCCAAGGUUUUUUAUUCCUCCACCAUCGGCCUUGCCUCAACGGUCUUCUCCCUGUUGGGCGUGGUGAUCUACAACCGUUGGAUGCAGCAUUGGCGCUACCCCUUUAUCCUUAUGAUGGGGAGCUUGUUGUCUUGCGCUUGCAACUUGGUGAGCUGCAUCGUCUUUACGCGAACCAACGUGAGGUUUGGCAUCAGCGACAAGUUUUUCGUGUUGGCCUCGGACGCGGUGCAGACGGUGGUCAUGGAAAUUGCUUGGCUGCCGAAUGUGCUGCUGACGUCACAACUAUGCCCCAAAGGCUGCGAGGCGACGAUGUUCGCUUUGCUGGCUGGAAUGGGCAAUCUGGGCGGACACUUGGGGAACUACUUUGGUGCCUUCCUUUUGCAGCUCUUAGGCGUCCAGCCGACUGGCGCGGCGGGGGAUGAAGAACAAUUCCAAAAUUUGUGGCUUGCGGCGAUAGUGCAUGCAAUUGCCCCAUGUAUUCCUUUGGUCUUGGUUUUCCAGCUGAUUCCCAAUAUCAGCCAGAAGGAUCCCAUCAAGGGAUCGAGCUCUCCACCAAGAGCCGCGCUAUGAAACGGUAGCGAAGCACAAAGUUUCACUCACCCAGCCGGGAGAUGGGACAGGAACAGCGCUUCGCAGG
Messenger RNA from Cladocopium goreaui, 1240 nucleotides. The record is from the annotation of a GenBank genome assembly. Lineage: Eukaryota; Dinophyceae; Suessiales; Symbiodiniaceae.